AUGCACCUACAAGCUGGAUGCAAAUCUAAAAGAAGAAGAAAAGAAAGUGGAAGCGGUAUGUGCAUGAGCGACACAUUUUGGUCGGUGUUAUGCCAACAUGCAGGCAGACGACCGUGUUUCUUGUCUGAAGACUGAUUUGCUGAAAUCAUGCGGGGCAUGUCGAGUUCUUGUCGGUGUGACGGGAAGCGUUGCAGCAUUAAAACUUCCUCUUUUAGUGUCCCAGCUUCUUCAGCUUCCUGGGGUGGACGUAAGAGUGAUCACCACAGAACAUGCCAAGCAUUUCUACAAUCCUGCAGAAGUUUCAGUAAAAAUCUACAGUGACAGUGAUGAGUGGGAGGUCUGGACUCAGAGAUCUGACCCUGUGCUUCACAUUGAGCUAAGGCGCUGGGCAGACUUGCUUGUCAUUGCUCCCCUUGAUGCCAACACUCUUGGAAAGAUUGCUAAUGGCAUUUGUGACAAUCUGCUGUUGAUUAGUCUCUGUCACUGGCAGACAUGUGUGGUAAGGGCAUGGGAUACCAGUCGCCCUCUGCUCUUCUGCCCUGCAAUGAAUACAGCUAUGUGGCAGCAUCCCAUUACAGCCCAGCAGGUAUCCAGGCUAAAAGAGUUUGGAUAUGUGGAAAUCCCCUGCAUUGCUAAGAAGCUAGUAUGUGGAGAUGAAGGUAAAGGGGCCAUGGCAGAGGUGUCAGCUAUUGUCAGUGUUGUCGAGCAAUAUCUUCAGAAACCAAAUGAGCCAUCUCAGAGUACGUGCAUGUCAGAUCAUACUGUAGAUACCUCUGGCACCGAAGACAAAUAGAAAAUAAAGGCAAGAACAUGUUCUUAAAAUGAAUCUGAAUCCAUCCUUUUUACUGUUAAACUAUAUUGUAUUUUAAUUUUAAUCUGUGUGACUACAGUAUAUACCUUGUCUUAUCUCGCACAUGUGACUCAUUACAAGAGCCAGCCAAGAGUUUGGGUAGCAAGUUAGGAAUAGUUUUUGUGAAUAGCCUUUGCGGCUAAGAUAAGUAUCAGUUUUCUAACUAAAGAUAGAUGACAGAUAACUGAACUUUCUUCUUUGUCAGACUCUUCUUGUCUCUCCUUGUUUGAGUGAGGACCUCUGACCUUUCAGCUGAAAUACUUAAACCUGGUAAUCCCUGAGUGGUGUUCUUUGUAAUUAUGUUCCUGUAUGCUACAUUUGUUUGCUUAGUUUGUCUUUUUGUAAUAAAUCUGAAACAAUAAAGCAACUUUAUUUUUUCGUCUAUCACUGGUAACUCCUUCCACAUGUCUAACCUUUCAAGGCCCUACACACCCAUGAUAAAUACAGUUGUUUGCAUCUAUUAUCUGAUAAGUCGUUUUGUUUGGGAUUACACGGAUGUGUACAGAGUAUCAUUGUUUGGCAUCACACUGGUUCUUCUAUUACUUAUGAUUCACAAAUAGGGGCAGGGCACCAUGCCUUUUACACUACUGCAGUGUAGUGCAAGUCCAACCUGCAUCUGCAUCCUAAAAUCCUUUCAUAUAAUCCUCUAAUCAUUAUUCGACCUCACAGGUACAAUUUCACAUUCUACCUUUGUGAAUCAACCCAUCAGUCUUGUUGUCAUCAAUUGUUUAUAACUGUUUAGUGGUUAUUUUGAUGGUUGAUUGUUUUUUUUGUUUUUUUAUGUAUCACCUAUUUGUCAUGAAACCACAUUGACGUAAUUGAAGGCUUGUUGCUGAUGUUGUCAUGUAAGCCGCGCCUCUUUUCUGUCGUGAGGCAUUCCAUGUCCAAAAGUCACGUUGAAAUGAGUGUGAGUUUAUUUCUGUUGUGUACAAAGCAGUAUUUUAUUAGUGACAAACUAAUAAGCUCAUGUGAUGGAAGAAGAUCAUCAAGUAUGAGAAAUGUAGUUCCUGAACUGACAGUUUACUGUCUUAAAAAUACACAUCUCUUCCUUGUCUUGGCAAAGAAAUGGUGCCUGACUGUUAGCACCUAAACAGAGUGAACAGUUUGACAAACCUGUUGCUCUGCUUGGCCUUCCAAAAAAAAAAAAAAAGCUUGGUUUUCUGUGUCUGUUAUUUAGUUUAGUAU
Molecule: messenger RNA, 2035 nt
Organism: Larimichthys crocea (large yellow croaker)
Lineage: Eukaryota; Metazoa; Chordata; Actinopteri; Sciaenidae
Gene: ppcdc
Product: phosphopantothenoylcysteine decarboxylase
Exons: 5
Coding region: 98-793 (231 amino acids)
Biological process (GO): coenzyme A biosynthetic process
Cellular component (GO): phosphopantothenoylcysteine decarboxylase complex
Molecular function (GO): FMN binding; phosphopantothenoylcysteine decarboxylase activity
Source: RefSeq, a predicted model, not a curated record